AGGAUGAGUCGAGAGGGCUGAGCGGAGAGUGUGGUCCUUGGUGGCUGGAAGCUACAUCCUUGGCUUCUCUCAAUGACGAUUCCUGACUCGUGGCCCUGUCCAUCUUGGGAAGACAUCAUCCAGUUUCCUCAAUCCAGACCUCGGGGCCUGCCUUUCCCUAGCAUCACCGCCACCCAGCCUGGACACAUUGACCAAACUACUUUCUAGGACACAUCAUUCUGCAAGAUAUGGUGGUAAAUCUUGGCCCCAAGUCUUCAUGAUUGACGGGCUCUUUUGCACAACUCAGAGCACUCAGAAGGAGUGAAUGAAAUGUGCAGCUCGGGGCGUCAUUUCUGAAGGGAGGAGUCGUUCUCUUGGAGAGGAGUCCUCCAUGAGCCUGGCCGAGGCCCUGGAUCUGUGUGCAGUGGACUAAGGAUUUAGUAGGAUGUCAACUGAGACAGAACUUCAAGUAGCUGUGAAAACCAGCGCCAAGAAAGACUCCAGAAAGAAAGGUCAGGAUCGCAGCGAAGCCACUUUGAUAAAGAGGUUUAAAGGUGAAGGGGUCCGGUACAAGGCCAAACUGAUCGGGAUUGAUGAGGUGUCCGCAGCCCGGGGAGACAAGUUAUGUCAAGAUUCCAUGAUGAAGCUCAAGGGUGUUGUUGCUGGCGCUCGUUCCAAAGGAGAACACAAACAGAAAAUCUUUUUAACCAUCUCCUUUGGAGGAAUCAAAAUCUUUGAUGAGAAGACAGGGGCCCUUCAGCAUCAUCAUGCUGUUCACGAAAUUUCCUACAUUGCCAAGGACAUCACAGAUCACCGGGCGUUUGGAUACGUUUGUGGGAAGGAAGGGAAUCACAGAUUUGUGGCCAUAAAAACAGCCCAGGCGGCUGAACCUGUUAUUCUGGACUUGAGAGAUCUCUUUCAACUUAUUUAUGAAUUGAAGCAAAGAGAAGAAUUGGAAAAAAAGGCACAAAAGGAUAAGCAGUGUGAACAAGCUGUGUAUCAGACAAUUCUGGAAGAGGAUGUUGAAGAUCCUGUGUACCAGUACAUUGUGUUUGAGGCUGGACACGAGCCAAUCCGUGAUCCCGAAACAGAAGAAAACAUUUAUCAGGUUCCCACCAGCCAAAAGAAGGAAGGUGUUUAUGAUGUGCCAAAAAGUCAACCUGUAAGUAAUGGCCAGCCGAUUGAGGACUUUGAAGAACGGUUUGCCGCGGCCACCCCGGUAAGAAUGAGAGGGCCCUGUCUGGUGAACCAUCUCUUGUCAUUGUUCAUCAUUCAUUUCAUGCUCAUAAGUCUUGCCUUGUGGUUACAGAACAGAAACCUGCCGGUGGACUUUGAUGAGAUUUUGGAGGCAAUGAAGGCUGUGACCCAAUUAGAACUUUUUGGGGACAUGUCCACCCCUCCUGAUAUAACCUCUCCCCCCACUCCUGCAACUCCAGGUGAUGCCUUUAUCCCGUCUUCAUCUCAGACACUUCCGGCGAGUGCAGACAUGUUUGGUUCUGUACCUUUCGGCACUGCUGCUGUACCCUCAGGUUACGUUGCAAUGGGCGCCGUCCUCCCAUCCUUCUGGGGCCAGCAGCCCCUCGUCCAACAGCAGAUUGCCAUGGGUGCUCAGCCACCAGUCGCUCAGGUGAUGCCAGGGGCUCAGCCCAUCGCAUGGGGCCAGCCGGGUCUCUUCCCUGCCACUCAGCAGCCCUGGCCAACUGUGGCCGGGCAGUUUCCGCCCGCCGCCUUCAUGCCCACACAAACUGUUAUGCCUUUGCCAGCCGCCAUGUUCCAAGGUCCCCUCACCCCCCUUGCAACAGUCCCAGCCACGGGUGACUCCACCAGGUCAAGUCCACAGACCGACAAGCCCAGGCAGAAAAUGGGGAAAGAAAUGUUUAAGGAUUUCCAGAUGGCCCAGCCUCCACCAGUGCCCUCCCGCAAAUCCGACCAACCCUCCCUCACCUGUACCUCAGAGGCCUUCUCCAGUUACUUCAACAAAGUCGGGGUGGCACAGGAUACAGAUGACUGUGAUGACUUUGACAUCUCCCAGUUGAAUUUGACCCCUGUGACUUCUACCACGCCAUCAACCAACUCACCUCCAACCCCGGCCCCUCGACAGAGCUCUCCGUCCAAAUCGUCUGCAUCCCACGCCAGUGACCCCACCACAGAUGACAUCUUCGAAGAAGGCUUCGAAAGCCCCAGCAAGAGCGAAGAGCAAGAAGCUCCUGAUGGAUCACAGGCCUCAUCCAACAGUGAUCCAUUUGGGGAGCCCAGUGGGGAGCCCAGUGCUGAUAAUAUAAGUCCACAGGCCGGUAGCUAGAUAGCGCAGGUCUGGGAGCUGGAGCCUCUCUAUGCGCAGAUCAACAGACCUAAGAAAUAGCAUCAAUGUGGGCUCGUGGCGGGUGCUCCAAGACUGGCAUGGAAAUCAGCAUCGCGACAGGCUCUCUUGUAUUCUUUCACCUCACUUCAUCCCAUGAAGAAAUUCACGAUUGCCCAGUGGAACUCGGUUGGAAGAGGGAACUAAGAGUUUUUGGCAACCCACAGCAGAUAUCUAUGGCAGCACAAAACAAAACACACACAUGAAAGUAAAACAAAGUCACACCCCAUGUUAAAUCACAAAUCAAGCAAAUGCUUACCUGACAAAUAUUCUGAGGUCACUUAGUGUGGCUUGAAGAUGACCCAGAAUGCAAAAUGGUAAUUCUCUUUUUAUUUCUCUACCUGUUGCCCACUGUAGAGAUGUCAAAUUUGGAGUGACAGGCCUCAGAGAGGUGCAGCAAGGUUGAGACCGACAUUUUAGGCAAAGCAAGAUGCCCUCUGUGACCACCAUCUCCUUAUCCAUAGGCCUUCUGACACACAAUGAUGUUUUCUCAUCGCUCCACGGGGCCUGGUCGGCCACUUGUUCCCAUUCCUUCCCUUGUCGUGUUUGAAAAUUCAUGGGUGUACAAAUUUUUGUAUUGCUUUUGACUUUUUUAAGAUAUUGAUGAAGAAAUCUAACUGGAAAAAAGUCUCAUAUAUAAUGAAUUAACAGGAAAUCACAAGACAAAUAAGUGGUUGAUUAUUCUUUAUGAUCAAGAAUGUUGCCAAAACAACCCUUUAGCUAUUUCUGCGUCCUGGUGAAGAAAGGCAGCUUUCAGUUUGAACCUUCAUUUUGUGAGUAGGAGAGGACAUCAAAACCCCUGAUGAAAAAGAUGAAAAAAUACAUCUGAUUUCCUAAGAAGCUCUAAAUUCUAAGUACAAUAAAAUGAUAUUUUUUAUUUUUCCGAUAUCUUGCUGCUGUGAUGCUAUGCAGUCAAGUGUCUUCUCCACAUGCCAUUUUCAAAGAAAAGUCAUUUGCCAAAUAAUUCUGGUACAAUCCUGGUAAUGUGGCUUUGGAUCUUAAAAACUGACUUUCUAAUGGAACAAUGGUGACAUGAUUAUUCAGAAUAACAAACUGAUUCCGUGAUCACAAUGGUUCAUCUCUAUCUCUUUUUGUACAUCAGAAAAUUCAAAUGGGAUUUUUAUUUUAUAACUUGAAAAAAAAACCUUACCAUUAAACUCUUUAAAUAUUUAAGGGAAAUGGCUUUAAGGAGUUCUAAUGAAAAAAAAUCACCAGUUUUUUUUGUAAAUAUAAAUGUUAAUGAAAAUGCUUUUUAAUAAUGCCAUUACACUGUAGAGAAGGUAGCAGAUUGAGUGCAGGAUGUGACGAACUUGAUGGAUGGGGCUCGCUUUCCAGAUGUUAUUCUGGAGCAAACGGGAGGAAGCUGGAGUUGAGGGACAGCUGGCAGCAGCAGUUGGCCAAUCAGCAGCUAGUGAACAGAAAGGGAGCACGUGACUCCAUCAUCUAAUCUAGCCUUUCCACGAAAGUACCCACCCCCUGCAUCAAACAAGAAAAAGGCAAUUCACAUUUCGAAGUUCCGUCCUUCAGGUUCUAAACCUCCCUCCGACCUCUACAGUCUCACCCACCCCUAUAGAAAUCACUGGAUUGUUUGUACAUGAAACAGAAGAAUUUAAGCUUCCUUUUUUUACAUUUAUGAGACAAAAAGUGCAGUGUUCGGUUCAUAUGUUUAGCACAUGAUUUUCACAAAGAAUAUAUAUUUUUGCCCUACAGAGAAUUGUUCUACAGGUCAAAUGUGUUUUCCUGAUGUUCCUAUGCAGUUACAGUAUGUUGAAUUUAGUGGUUUAACACUAAAAAGAAAACUUCAAAGAAGUAUGUGAUUAAUUGGAUUUGAGGGUAAUUACUAUUACUUGGUUUUAAAAUUUGAAAAUUAGAAUUUACAUUGAUAUGAUCAACUUAAAUAGGCCUGUGUACUUUGGUUCUUCAUAUCAAUAGAAACUAAAAUGAUUUGGAAGAAGGUAUGCCUGCUCACAAAGAAAAUUGCUAAGUCCAAAUUUUACAUUAGUAGGUCACUGGAAUCUAACUUUGUUCCAGAUAGGGAAACUGACCAGAUGUCCAUUACAGAAUAUAUGUAAAUGUCAUGCUAAUGCAGAAGGUCUGAAGAACCUGGAAAGUAAGAAGGGCCAUUUACCUCCCUCUGUAGCUAUCACCUGUUCGUCCCCAUGAUUUGUCCGGGAACGUGCAUACAUUGUAUGAUUAGGUAAUCUUUUCACAUGAAGGGGGAAAUGAGAAAGGUGUACUAACCAUAAAAGUUGUCCCGAAACCAGCUUGAUGGUAUGCUUUGGGGAUUUGAUGAGACAGGCAGUUCCCAUUAACAAAUGGCUGAAAUGACAAUGCUGUCUGUGACUCUGAUUCUAAACAAGUGGUGCUAUCUUCUCCCUCAAUGUGGCUGUCUUGAGUGUAUCUGGCAGUAUCACACCCUAAUACUGAGUCUUGGGGUUGCUUCUGACACGUUCAAAGUGAACUGUGGCAGAUGUCACUCUAUCAGGUAAGCCGUCGAGAGCUAAUUUCACAGCAGAAGGUGACGACAGCCCGGUGGACUUGACCAUUCAUUGAAUGUGAUUGAAAAUGUAACUAGCUCAAAACUUAAAGAAGAUGGCUCAUGAGAUGCAUUCGGUGAGGGAACUAGAGUCAAGAUUUGAAACUGCCAUCCAUGUUACCGCUGGCAGAAUUCUGGCUUUUAAGGAACGCUGUUUGGUGAGCUCAGAACCACUGUGUCCUGUGCCAGGACGACAGUGAAAUGUCCAGAUGAGCUGAGGUGCCCAUAUCAAAAGGCCGUGGGGAGUCUGCAUGGUUCCAGUUCAACUGAUAGCAAGUACAUGUGUGCAGCUGUUAAUUUCUCAUCCUUCACUAGCACUAAAUUUGUCACUUUAAAUUUUGAAACCAGGGAAAUGCCACCUGUCACUCUGUCCCCAUUCCCCAUAGCUCUUCAACCUUCACAUGCCGCAGACGUUUUGGAUAAUUUGUGCUCAUCCCAUUGUCGGGCGAAACCCAUCCUGUCAUGUACCGGCACCUUCUUUUAAAAAAAAGUUUACUCUGUGGGUUUGGUUCAUUUCAAUCUCUGUGUUCUGACACAUAUUUUUUUAAUAAAGAUGAGAAAGAGAAAAUGACUGUUGCAGUACAUUUCUAGACCUACUUUAACCUUACCUCAGAUGACAGUUUGUUAACAUAUAUGGACACAUUAUUUUUAACUUUAUGUACAAUGCAUUCAACAGAACAGCAAAAUUUUUAGAAAUUUUCCAUUAAUUUCUGUAACACACCAUGUAAAACUUACAAAUAAACAUGUUUGAGAACAACA
Messenger RNA from Phyllostomus discolor (pale spear-nosed bat), 5633 nucleotides. RefSeq names its product DAB adaptor protein 1 (gene DAB1). The transcript has 18 exons. Gene Ontology annotation, biological process: ventral spinal cord development; lateral motor column neuron migration. The coding region runs from base 425 to 2281 and encodes 618 amino acids. NCBI's taxonomy places the organism in Eukaryota, Metazoa, Chordata, Mammalia, Chiroptera, Phyllostomidae. The record is from RefSeq and is a predicted model, not a curated record.